UGGUUUUUGUGUAUUUAAUCAGAUUAAAACCGAACCCCAGCCGUUCAGUGACAGUUGAAUGAAGGACUGGAGACAGAAACGCUACCAGAGAUGUAGCGAAAGGAGCUCAAACGGCGACUAGAGGUAGGAGAGCAAGAGGAACACAGAAACAUGGAUGCUGCUUUUAGGAUGGACAGAUUAGAAAUACACCCCUAGUAAGAGCCAGGAGGGGUGUCAAUCACGCUCCUGUACAUGCUGCCCAGCAACCUUUACUGUCACUCGAGCUCAAGACUGCUGGUGUGCUGCAGCUGUGCUAAUGGCGGAGAGGGAACCUAACGUUGCAGGAAAACUGCCAAUUCCUCGAGUGGCGGCAGCUGCUCAAAAAACAAGGAGAGGUAGGCGGAAGAAGUCUAAAGAUGAAAAGCAAGCGCAGAAGAAAGAACUGGACCGAGCCCGGAAUAAAACGAGGAUAAACAUCGGAGCAGCUUUUCUGAGGUGGAGGGAGCUACUCUACCUGAAACGCUUCAAAUCCGAUGCAGAGUUAGCCACGUUUCUGCUGGACAAAUGUCAAGUUGGAGCUUUGACUUCAUCAAACGCAACCAGCCAUCAGACCGUCCUGCCUGGUUCUGUCGCAUCAUCAGAUCGGUGAGAAAAUAUUGGGAGCUUAUAUUACCAAGUUCAGCACGAUGGUUCAGCCUGAGCAGUAGUCAUGGUGACAGAUUGUAAUCUAUUCUACAAUUAUAAAAGCGAAUUGAAAAUGGAGCCAAUCAUUUAAAGAAGAUUUUAAUGUGUGAAGAAAAAGCUGUUGAUGGUUUAACCUCAAGUAUUUUAUUUUCUACAGAGAUCAGGACCUGAAAUUCUCUGCAGGAUUGUGAAUUAUUUGGUUAGAUCUUGCAAAUCUAGAUUUUAUGAUCUUAGUUCCUGCAUACAAUUACAGAGAUGUACAAUAACGUUUGCCUUGGCGCAGUAGACUUCAAUUCAAAAGAAAUUAUAAGCAAAGUUGUGGAUAUUUCUUUGUAAAUUUAGAUGUUCAGAAUUUGCUCUGCAUUGAAGGGAAAAAAUUGACAUAAUGUAGGUAAAGUUGGAAGAUGAAGCACAGAAUUUCUUCAAGUUACUAAAGACAGAGAGACAAAACUCAGGCAGAGUGUUUUUAUUUCUACAUGCUCUUGCUGUCAGCAUUUUAUCGCUGGACACUCAUGAGGACAUCAGUGAAAGUGACUUCAAUCACAUUCAGAACUCUGUCAUCGACUGGGCUGGGGACUGGACCCGGCCUCUGCUGGACGACACUGGAGACGUUUCAGCUUCAGAGGAAGAGAACAGCAUGGGGAAGGCAGUUACCUUGUCGACACUGAUGAGGAGGAGGAGGAGGAGGAUUACAUCCCCCCUUUAUGCGUUCGCUCUGCUGGUGCCGGUGAACACAAGUUAUCUCUGGAUGCUCUUCCGGCCGUCGGCAUGGAGGACACAGUUCAUGACAGCCUGGGCACAGAGUCAGCCGAGUCCCAACCAGCGCAGAGUGAGGAUGACAUCACUAAUCAUCCGGCAGCCAUCACCUAUCAUGUCUGUCUGAUGCAACUCGCUCAGUACCUGCUGCUGCCCAUCCGGUGUGUUCGGCUAAAGACCCAGUGACACUGGUGGAGUGCCAGGCAACUGGGCCAUUCCAAGUCCAGAUGAAGUCCAGAGGAACAGCUGUCAUCAUGCAGUGGAUGUGUUCUAACAAUCACUGUGUGUGGGAGUGGAACUCCCAGCCCACUUUCAAAGACGGGAUGCAAGCUGGCGACUUCCUUUUGGCAUCAAAUAUCAUCCUGUCGGGCAACAACUAUGCCAAAGUUGCGUUGCUUUUCAAGUUUAUGAAGAUGGGAAUAGUGGAUUGGUCAGUCUUCUUGAAAAUACAGGACACAUUCUGUGUUGGAACCAUCAAGGACUUUUGGGACAACAGCAGAGCCGACGUGGUUUCCAGGCUGGGAUCAAAGGAAAAUGUUGUUGUACUUGCUGAUGGUCAUAUGGACAGUCUUGGGUCCUCUGCUCAGUUCUGCACCUACACCAUCAUGGAGAACGAAACCAAAGAAAUCCUGUCAAUAGUCAACAUUGACAAGGGAGAGACGCAGAGGAGUUCUGUGAUGAUGGAGAGAGAAGGCUUCAUCAGGAGCUUUGACCAAAUCCACCAAGAGGUUAAACUCAGUGAAGUUUGCACAGAUUCACGGUCACAGAUAUCCGCUCUAUUCGACCCAGUCAAAGGACAGUAUAAGGACAGCGGCGUGCUGCACACUCUGGACAUGUGGCAUGGUUCCAAAAACUUGGCCAAGAAGAUGCAUGCAGCAGGGCAGCAAAAGGGUUGUUCCGUCCUGCUGCAGUGGAUCAAAGAUAUCUGCAACUACUUCUGGUUCUGCUGCAAGAUGACUGAAAACUAUGAAAACUUUUAUGACAUGUGGGCUGGCCUUCUUAACCAUGUGACAGGAGAGCACGAGUGGCCCCUGCACGCCGGUCAGCGUCCGUCCGGGGACCGCAGAGACCAGGCCUGGAUAGAAAACGGCUCCGUGGCCCAUCAGGCGUUAUCGGAAAUUAUUCUGAAUCAACGCUGGCUUAGGGAAGUACACAAGUACUUGCACUUUAGGUCAACGGCUGAGCUGGAAUCUUUCCAUAACCACAUCCUGAUGUAUGCCAGCAAACACUUCAGUUUCAGCCGUCCGGUCUAUGAAGCCCGGAUCUUCCUGGCUGGCCUGGAUUACAACCACCAUGUUCACAGACCGCCCAAGAGAAAACCCGACGGCUCCGUAGAAUAUCGCAAACUUUACAACAGGAAAUCCAGAAAGUGGUGUUUGUAUGCUAUAAAGGAGGAAAAGGACUACGGCUACAUCCCACAGAUUCAGAGGGCCAUUGUAGGGAAGCGGGUGGCGUCGGGGCGAGGUUUCCCUCGCCUGACUGCCGUGAUGCGGAACGACCCUCGUCAGUACGGCGUGCUGUUCGUUGCUCCAGCUUCCAGCACACAGCAGCCAUUAAAGUCACAAGCCAGCAGGGGCCAGAAUGUUCCCCAGAUUGUGGUUGCUCUAGAAGAGGCUGUUGAAGAGCCGAUUCCUGCCGUGGACCAGCAGAAACCAGAAGCUCUCCGCAUCAAGGAGGAACCAGAUGAUGAAUCUCAGUUCUCACUGCUUCAUCAGAAACGAGCAGAAGGCCGCUGUCUUCCAGCCAGCAGCUCCGAUGACAAGAUGGAGACCGACGAAGAGGAAUCCAGCAGGAACCCAGAGCUACAUUCUCGUCAGGACGCUCAUGAAGAAACGAAUCCAGGUGCGGACCAUCAGGAUCCAAAGCUGCUUCACAUCAAGCAGGAAGAGGAAGAACCUUGGACCGGCCUGGAGGGAGAGCGCCUCAGUGAGAAGCAGACCGAUCCAUUUCCACUAAAUGUCGUUCUUGUGAAAAGUGAGCAUGAAGAGAAACCUCUGUUCUCACACCUUCAUCAGCCAGAAGAUGGAGAUCUUCCAACCAGCAGCUCAGCUGACCAGAUGAAAGCAGAAAAUGAAGAAGAGGACGAUGGAGCAGCAGAGUCCAGCAGGAACCCAGAUCAACACGCUGAUGGAGACUCUUCCAGCUCUUCAGAGACAGAGGUCAGUGAGGAUGAAGAGGAGGAUGAUGGUGAUAGUGACUAUGAUUAUGAUGAUGAUGGUGACAGUGAUGAUGUUGGUGGUGAAAGUGAAGGGAGCCAUCCUGCCUCCAGCAUCAGCGCAUGUCAGACUCUGGAUCUGGAACUGAGGACAGUGGGACUGACUGGAAGGAGGGCAGAGCUCCUGAGUCAGGAGAAAACGCCGUCAAUUCACUGAGCUGCUGCGAGUGCCGUAAACGGUUUGUUAACGAGCGCUCUCUGCAGAGACACAUGACCCAUCAUUCAACAGGAAGGUCUUCACGCCGGGCAGCUAAAGGUAAAAGUACUAAAGGGAAGAAAAAUGUCAACACACUAAGUCCAGGGAAAGCCCAGACUGAUGUCAAAUUAUUCACCUGUGAUGACUGUGGUAAAAGUUUCAGUUGGAAAAAUCAUCUAAGCAGGCACAAGAGAAUCCACACGGGAGAGAAACCUUUUGGCUGUGAUGUUUGUGGACAAAGAUUCAACCAGAAUUCUAAUUUAAACAAGCACAUGAGAAUCCACACGGGAGGAAAACCCUUCGGUUGUGAUGUCUGCGGACAAAGAUUUAACCUGAAGUCAUACUUACACAUACACAUGAGGAUUCAUACAGGAGAGAAACCGUUUGGUUGUGAUGUUUGUGGACAAAGAUUUAACCAAAAAUCCAACUUAAACAAGCAUGCCAAAAUCCACUCUGGAGGGAAACCGUAUGGCUGUGA
Poeciliopsis prolifica (blackstripe livebearer) is the source of this 4308-nucleotide messenger RNA. RefSeq lists its product as uncharacterized. NCBI's taxonomy places the organism in Eukaryota, Metazoa, Chordata, Actinopteri, Cyprinodontiformes, Poeciliidae. The record is from RefSeq and is a predicted model, not a curated record. The transcript is spliced from 13 exons. The coding region runs from base 1647 to 3791 and encodes 714 amino acids.